AUGUCGACGAAAAAGGUGGUAUCAAGUCAAAGCGUACUCAAGAAAAAAGUCGCAACAACGUCGAAGUUAUCGACUAGAAAACGAGAUGACAGCGUGGAAAGGAGUGUUAUUUCCAAAAAAGAAGUGCCGAAAACGAAUGUUGUUAAAGUUAAUAAAGAAGGAAGAAAGGAUGUCAAGGUUAAAAAAAUCACUCAGGAUACAAGUGCGAGAAAAAAUCUGCCUCACAAAUCAAGUAAAGUUACUCAAGAUGUUAAAUUAAAGGAUACAAGUGUAAGAAAAUCUGCUGUAAAUAAAACAUCCCUCAAAAUGGAAAUUCCAUCAACACCCCCUAGUAAUAGGGUUACUAAAUCACAAUUUUUUCCAAGUAAAAGUUUGUAUUCGAAGGCUAUUAAGACAACCGAAAACAUAUCUACCAAAGAAACCCUUGUAAAACCUAUAAUAGUAAAAAACUCAAAACUUAAACAGGUUAAAGAAAAACCUCAGGAUUCCCCUGAAACUUCUAUAUCGGAACGACCCAGGACGGCAACUCUAAGAAAGGGAAGCAUCGUGAAUGCGAAUAUAGUUGGCCCCGAAGCCCCAAAACAUAAAAAACACCGCGAAAUCAAACCUGAAAGUCCCCAAUCUGAUAAUUACGAAGACGAUUUUGAAUCCUACGACUCAGACUUCGAAGCAUAUUCGUCCUCUUCAAGUGCCAGCGCUAGCGACUUAAACAACGUAUCUUCAGGUAGCGAGACAAGCAUCUCCGACAACACUGAAAAUCAACCAAAAGAGUUCACAUCUACUAGUAAACGUAGUAACUCUGCUGGAACUGAAGACGAGCGAAAAUUGGACUCGGGUAACUUUGAUUUGCCAGAGCAAAAACAUAAACAACUUCUCUAUAAUAUCAAAGAGUCCAUAGAGAAAGAAAAUUCAACGAUUGCUGUCGCAGGAAAUCCAGCUUCACUAUCUGAUGAAGGCUUUGAAGAAGCUAAAUCCUUGCAGUUCAUAAAUUUUGCCGGGGCUCAAGAAAAAUUUAUUAGGAGAAAAUCAGCGCAACUAAGAAGAAAACGCGGUCAAGAAAUACUGAGCAUGAUCAGAAUGGAUACGUACGACUUUACUUUAUUUAAUUUGGAGCCUAUUCCUUACGAGAAGUUCAUACAAACUUACGGUAAAACUAACUCAGCUCAAACUUCCACGCAAACUGGUGAAGAUAACGUUUGCGAAGAAACACAAACUGAUUUAAUUGAGGUUGUGAGUAAAUGGACGCAAUUUCCUAUUAAUUUUUCCAAACACGAUCAGACGGAUUCACACUUUUGGAAUAUUUACAAAUCCGAUUUACUUGGCGUUGGCUGUGAUAACACUCUUAAAAUUGAUACUAAUCCUAUUUAUGAUAACGACAAACUAGACAGUUUUAUACAUUCAACAGGAAAACUAAUUUUAAGAAUUCAAGAGGAGUCUAUUCGAACCAUACCACAAAUUGUAAACAAUCAAUCGGAUAUACCUUUCAGUGAAGGCACUAUCCAUCUAAAUACAAUAAACGAAAUUUUCAAGGACUGUUCAGUUAAAUGCGCUGCUUUUGCGACAAAUAAUAGCAAUAUGUUUUUGGCUGUGCAUUCAAAAACAAUAAACAAAGUGAAUGAUUUUAAAAGCAUCAUUUCUUUAUGGAAUAUUUCAUAUUCCCAGGAUCCCAAAAACAUUUUAAUAUCUUUUAACGACGUAACAGCAUGCACCUUCGAGUUUGGUAAUUCUGAGUUGAUUAUUGGAGGAACCAAUGAUGGAAGUUUAUUGAUAUGGAAUUUAGAGAGCCAAAACGACUUUAAUACAUUAAUAGGGUGUCCAAAUUUUUCAACAGAUAUUAAUAGUGCACAUAAUUCAAAAGUGGUAGCGAUAGAAUCUCUUACGAAUUAUUGGGAUUCAACUUUAAAUUUUAACAAUAACCAAAGACAGGUAACCCACAGAAAAUUGUCGACAUUAGUUAAAACAAUUCUUUUUCAGAUUUGUAGUUUAGAUGAAGAUGGCGAAAUCAUUUUGUGGAACCUUGUGAAAAAAUCUAAAAAUGAUGCACUGAUUAAAAAUGUUCACAUAUCAUUGACUAAACUUUAUCCCGAUCUGGUUGAUUUAAAAUGUACGGAUUUAAUUAUGGAUAAAAGAACAAUAAACAAUAUUUAUGUGGGUACAAAUUAUGGAAAUAUAAUUAAAUAUCAAUUUAACGGAUCCAAAUCAAAUCCAAAGGAAUUAUUGUCUGAGCUUACCACAGAAGUCAACUGUCUGGAACCAUGUCCAUUUUUGCCCAAUUACUUUUUAGCUGGAUAUAAAUCUGGAAAUAUAAACCUCCUUUUAAAUUCAACUAAAAAACCUUUAAACAUUCUAUCGAACAAUGAGGCUGAUUUUACGAAGCAAAGCGUUCAAGAACUUCAGUGGUCUAGGAAUAGACCUUUUGUUAUCUAUUCGAAGGACGAGACUAAUUCGAUUCACAUAUGGGACCUUGCUCAAAGCGAUAUUUUUCCGGUGUAUUCUAUUCCUUUCAGAAAGGAAAUAACUUGUAUGAAGUUAUCACCUUUAUCAAUGAAUAAUGCCAAAUCUUCAAUGGAGAAAUCUUAUAUGAUUCUGGGAACAUCUGAUGGAGAAAUUCAUCUUCAUGUUCUAAGUGAAGAACAUACCAUUGAAACCAAAGAAAAAUAUGAAGAGGAUAUAAAAACGUUUGUAAAUUAUGUUAAUAGGUUAUAG
Molecule: messenger RNA, 2706 nt
Organism: Brassicogethes aeneus
Lineage: Eukaryota; Metazoa; Arthropoda; Insecta; Coleoptera; Nitidulidae
Source: the annotation of a GenBank genome assembly